This is a messenger RNA of Drosophila bipectinata, 2235 nucleotides long. It is a transcript of the gene Frq1, whose product is annotated as Frequenin 1. Lineage: Eukaryota; Metazoa; Arthropoda; Insecta; Diptera; Drosophilidae. The record is from RefSeq and is a predicted model, not a curated record. Gene Ontology annotation, molecular function: calcium sensitive guanylate cyclase activator activity; calcium ion binding.
UAUUUACAAAAAAUAGUUAACAAAGGGAAAUUUUAAAGCAUAUUAAAAUACUUAUGAAAAAGUUUUGAAAACCGACAACAAAAAAAUACAUAUACACAUAUAUAUAUAUAGCAAAAUAGAAAUAGAAAAAAAAAUCAAAGUAAGAUCCAGAAACUUUAGCAACGAAAGAAAAAACAAAAAAGUUUGCCACUAAAAAGCAAUAAUAGUCAAUUGCAAAAAUCAGAGAAGAGAAAAAAUUAAAUAACCAACGCCAACUCGAACUCGAACUCGAACUCGAGGAGCAGCAAAAGGAACAACAUGGGAAAAAAGAGCUCCAAGUUGAAACAGGAUACCAUUGAUCGCUUAACAACGGAUACAUACUUCACAGAGAAAGAAAUACGUCAAUGGCACAAAGGAUUCCUGAAAGACUGUCCCAAUGGUCUGCUCACAGAGCAGGGCUUCAUCAAAAUCUACAAACAAUUCUUUCCACAAGGCGAUCCAAGUAAAUUCGCUUCGCUGGUCUUUCGUGUCUUCGAUGAGAAUAAUGACGGCUCCAUUGAGUUCGAGGAGUUCAUACGCGCCUUAUCCGUCACAUCGAAGGGCAACCUGGACGAAAAACUGCAAUGGGCCUUCCGUCUCUAUGAUGUGGACAAUGAUGGAUAUAUAACGCGAGAGGAGAUGUAUAACAUAGUGGAUGCAAUCUAUCAGAUGGUGGGACAACAACCGCAAUCGGAGGACGAGAACACGCCACAGAAACGCGUCGACAAGAUCUUCGAUCAAAUGGACAAAAACCACGACGGAAAAUUAACAUUAGAAGAAUUUCGUGAGGGUAGUAAAGCUGAUCCACGUAUAGUUCAGGCGUUAAGUUUAGGUGGUGGUUAAAAACCGAUUAACAAAUGCCCGAUUACCGAUAACAGACCCAAAACAAACAAACAAAAAUAAAGCGCGCAAUAAACCAAAGUCAAAGACAAAUUUUUGAUCCAAAAACUUAAACAAAAAAAAAAAUUAAAAACAAAAAUAAUACUUUGAGGAGAAUAAAAUAUUUCCCUCAAAUUUUCUUGAAAAACUCAACAACUAUCUCUUCUCUCUACGCUUUUCUCGAUUCCCCAGAUUUUCGAUUCUCGAUUCUCCGCGCGUCGAUUGCGACACUGAAGAUGAUAAUAAUUUUUUGAUAUAUGCGAUAACGAUAACGAUAACGAUAACAAGAGUAACGAGUAACUAAAACGAGAAGAAAUAUUUCAAAGAAGAAGAAGAAAACGAAUAUGAGAUUAAUUUUUAAAUAUACACCAGAUUAUAUAAUUAUAUAGGAAAUCGUGGCGUAGUCAGAAGCGCAGUUCAUAGCAAUAAAUGAAAGAAAAAUAAAUUAAUUAUUUAAAUAAAUUAAAAAAAAAAAAACAAAUCGAAAAACAAAUCGAAAUGCGUGAAGCGCAAAUCAAUUUUUGAAACAUACACCAAUUACGAGUAAAAAAAAUCUACGAAUAAAUCAGCAUAAUUAUACUAUACAAUUAAACGAACAAAAAAUGAAAAAAAAACGAAAAAUUACAAUUUAGAGCCGAGAACUAAGCCUACGAAUCAAUUGCGCAGCGCAGCCUUUGGCCCAACUCGAAUCAUCAGCCAACUAUAUAUAUAUCCACACUUGAUAUAUAGUAUAUAAACGAUAUAUAUAUAUAUAGAGAAACAUCAGAGGGGGUCUGUUUUUUUUUUUUCUACGGGGAGGGACUAGCUGGUCUCUAAGGACUUUCAUGACAAGUCUUUCUCAGUUUCCAGGUCCCAAGUUGAGUUUUCCUUUAUUGCCUUAUAGCCAUGAAACGCAGCUUUCAUCUUCUGUAAAGCUGGAAACAUAUUUGCUUAUUGAUUUGUCCUUCUUUUUUUUGUAUCUAAAAUCUAAGUCUAGCUCUCCAGUCUCUUUCUAAGCUUCUAUUGCUCUCUCUCUCUCUAUAUAUACUAUAUUCUAUAUAUCUCUCUCUCUUUGUCUAUCUCUAUCUAUCUCUGUCUCAGUUUAUCUGUAUUUCCUGCUUUGCCUUGUUUUGCGUUAAGCGUUCUAACAACAACAACAAAACAAUUACAAAAUUAAACAAAAAAACAACACGAACAAACAUUUAUGCGAUAUAUAUCGAUAGGCAGAGCAGAGCAGGAUUCCAAGGAUAACGAGAAGGAUAAUUUUGAUUGUUUUUUUUUUUCAAACAAAAACAACAGCAGUGCCCCCCCAGUUAUAGCUGCGGAAUAAAGUCGCUAAUAAAUAAAAAAAAAAAAAAA